CUAUUCAGCAACAAGUACCUGAGGGGUACAAGGAAAAAACCUUUAGAGAAACUUCCAUUUGUUGUCUUGAGCACCAAGUUCUUUCAAGUUCAAAAGGAUUUGUCUUAAUAUUCCUAAAUCCUUCAAAACUUUCUCGAGGUCCAUUAUUAUUUUGGAAACAUUCAAGACUACUUCGAGUAGGCCUAUUUACGCACUCAGUGUGUCCAAUUUCUAAGAUGGAGUUGUCGGAUAUUCCCUUCCCCAUCCCAUCAGCCGAUGAUUUCUACGACGACCCCUGCUUCAACACCAACGACAUGCACUUUUUCGAGGACCUGGACCCCAGGCUCGUCCACGUGAGCCUGCUUAAGCCCGACGAACAUCACCACAUCGAGGACGAGCACGUCCGGGCGCCCAGCGGGCAUCACCAGGCCGGCAGGUGCCUCCUGUGGGCGUGCAAAGCCUGCAAACGAAAAACAACUAAUGCAGACCGCCGCAAAGCCGCCACCAUGCGUGAGAGGAGACGACUGGGCAAAGUCAACGAUGCUUUCGAGACCCUCAAGAGAUGCACGUCCACCAACCCAAACCAGAGGCUGCCCAAAGUGGAGAUUCUGAGAAACGCCAUCAGUUACAUUGAGUCCCUGCAAGCGCUGCUCAGGACUCAAGAGGACAACUAUUACCCAGUCCUGGAGCAUUACAGUGGGGACUCUGACGCCUCCAGCCCGAGAUCUAACUGCUCUGAUGGCAUGAUGGAUUUCAUGGGUCCCACAUGUCAGAGAAGACGCAACAGUUAUGACAGCGCUUACUUCAGCGAGACGCCAAAUGCUGACGUACGGAGUAAUAAAAACGCAGUGGUGUCGAGUUUGGAUUGUCUGUCCAGUAUCGUGGAGAGGAUUUCCACAGAGACCCCCGCCUGUCCCGCGCUGUCAGUGCCGGAGGGGUCCGAGGGGAACCCGUGUUCUCCACAGGAAGGCUCUGUCCUGAGUGACUCUGGAGCUCCUGCACCGUCCCCAAUUAACUGUACCCAACAACAGGCUCAGGAUCCCAUCUAUCAAGUGCUAUAAAGAGUCAUUCAACAAUUGAAGAGGGACAAUCUAAAACAUAAAACAUUCAGCAGAAUAAAAAUGACAAAUUUGAUCUUAAAGACUCAAGAAAGACCAUAUCGAUCCACUGGAAACUAGCGAAUGAUCUUUCUUUCUUUCAUUCUUUCUUUCUUUCUUUCUUUCUUUCUUUCUUUCUUUCUUUCUUUCUUGUUUUUAUUCUUUGUUAUUUUCACGCUGUGGAAAGCAUCAGAUUCCUUUAUGAAAAUCGCUUGGCAGAUCAGCUGAAGUGAGUUUUUUUUAACUAUGCUUAUUUAUAUAAUUGUAUCCAAGUUAAAAAUGUGACCAUAUUUUUCCCUUUAUCUUUUCUGUCAAACUUUGUAUUUCCUAAUUAUUUACGAGAGAGUCGUAAUUCAGAUGCGAAACGUAGGACCACUUUUGUACAUGUGUAAAUAAGAUCUGUUUUGUUAAAGCAACGAAAACGAACAAACAUAUUAUGUAUUUAAUGAUGCCUGUUUGAAACUUCAGUUUGUUGUGUCUUGUGUUAAACUUUAUAUUUAUACUUCUUAAAUGAGUGAAUGUCGGAUUAAUAAAAUAUAACUAUUUAUACUCGGA
This is a messenger RNA of Misgurnus anguillicaudatus (oriental weatherfish), 1631 nucleotides long. It is a transcript of the gene myod1, whose product is annotated as myogenic differentiation 1. Lineage: Eukaryota; Metazoa; Chordata; Actinopteri; Cypriniformes; Cobitidae. Gene Ontology annotation, biological process: positive regulation of myoblast differentiation; regulation of transcription by RNA polymerase II; muscle organ development. The record is from RefSeq and is a predicted model, not a curated record. Gene Ontology annotation, molecular function: RNA polymerase II cis-regulatory region sequence-specific DNA binding; DNA-binding transcription factor activity, RNA polymerase II-specific; protein dimerization activity.